GGGCAGGGAGAGAGUUUGCCCUGUCAUUCAUGCAGAAUUAUGCUCCCAACUAUGACAGUCCCCAUUAUCAGCUAUACAUCACCGCCAUUCAGGCUGAUGCUAAAGUGACAGUGAAAGUGCCUCCCUUAAACUUCAAGCAAGAGAAAACUCUAAAGGCUGGAGAAAGGGUCACCAUCAGUCUCCCUCCUGGUGUGGAGAUGUACGGCAGCAAGAAGUCUCCCAACACGGUGCGCAUAGAAACCUCAGCAGAUGUAUCUGUCACCUCAUUUAACUCCAAGCAGUACACAGCAGACACCUCUGUUGUAUAUCCCACCACUGAAUGGGGUACUGAAUAUUUCAUCUUUACACCUGCUUCGUCCUCCUAUGGCUCCUAUAAAGAGUUCUCUGUGACAAAUGGAAAAGAGAGCAACAAAGUGGAGAUUUUCCCACGUGGCGCCAUCAUGUUCGAAGGUCUUGUCUAUGGGGUUGGCAGCCAAAUGGUGAUAGAUCUCAAGCCGUAUGAGAGCGUGCAGCUCCAGAGUGCUUAUGAACUUUCUGGUACCAGAGUUGCUUCCCAGCACCCUGUUGCUGUUGUCACUGGUCACACUUGCACCUGGCGCUUCUCCAAAUGUAACCAUGUUUAUGAGCAGCUGCUGCCAGUUAGCAGAUGGGGAUCCAGCUUCAUUGUGCCUCCCCUGACCUUCCAGAGCAAGUAUGACAGCGUCUUCCUUCAGGCCUCGCAGCCGACCAAAGCCACUGUCCACUACGGCAACCGUAAAGAAGUCUUUACUUUGGUCAGGGGGCAAAUAGUAGAGAUUCACUCCAAAAAUCCUGAAACACUGUCCAUUCAGGCUGAUCAUGGGAUCCAGGUUCUCAUGCUCUUCAACGGUGUCACAAGGAGCUGGCUCCAUUAUUAUGACCCUUUCCUGAUGGCCAUCUUGUCCAACGACCGCCUCUGCUCCUCUUACUCACUUGAGGCUCUGGAGGGCUUUGAAAACAAAGCUCUGAUAGUUGCACAGACCAGUGCGAUGUCAGAGCUGCGUAUUGAUGGUAAAAACCUGCCACGUAAUGUCGAGUGGAAGAAGGUUACAGGGACAGAUUUCUCUUGGGUGGAGAUGUCCUACCAGCAAAACCCCAGCAACAAUAAACACACGGUGUCCAGCUCUGGUUCCCGCUUUGCUCUCUAUAGUAUAGGAGUCAGCCAGAUGAAUGGUUAUGGUGCCCAAGGACAAUGUAUACAGCCAGGAAGUGGAUCUUUAUCCUGCAGUAGUAUCACCUGCAGUGCCAAUGAGGUGUGUGAAGUGAAGGGCGGGUUUCCCUCCUGUGUUCCCAAGGCCAUGGAAAGUAAGCCUGGCACCUGCUGGGCCAUGGGGGAUCCUCACUACCGCACCUUCGACGGGAGACGCUUUGACUUCAUGGGUACCUGCACAUAUGUUAUUGCUAGAAACUGUGGAAAGGAUGACCGUCUCCCAGACUUUGAGGUCCUUGCACAGAAUGAGAACAGAGGAAGCCUCAGGGUGUCAUAUGUCGCUGUGGUGACAGUGAAGGUUUAUGGUGUCAUCAUCACAGUCGUUCGGUCUGAGACGGGUCGUGUGAGGAUUGACAACAGUUUGUGGAGUUUACCAAUAAACUUAAAUAAUGACAAGCUGACGAUGUUUCAGAGCGGUCGCUCUUUGGUCAUAGAAACUGAUUUUGGCCUGACUGUCCGUUACGACUGGGAACAAAGUCUUGUGGUCGCUCUGUCCAGCAGUUACGCUGGAAAGACUUGUGGUCUCUGUGGCAACUUCAAUGAUAAUCCCAAUGAUGAUUUCACCACACCCUCCGGCACCCAGGCCAGUGGGGCUGUGGCAUUUGGGAGCAGCUGGAAGGUGCCGGUGAAAGGUGCUCUGUGCAGAGAUGACUGUGUGGGUGGAUGUGAGCGCUGUGAAAACAGCCUGAUGAAGAUGUGGGGGGGUGACAUGUUUUGUGGGCUCAUCACACUGAUAAUAAAUGGGCCAUUCAGCAAAUGUCAUGCCGUCAUUGACCCACAAGCAUACCUGGAGAACUGUAAAUAUGAUGUAUGCAUGGGAGGUGGCCUCCGAUAUUUCCUCUGCAGGGCACUGGAGGCUUACACUGAAGCCUGUCAGAUUGCUGGGAUCCAGGUUCAAGAUUGGAGGAAGACGGCACGAUGUUCUGCUAAAUGUCCAGCAAACAGCCACUACGAGCUCUGCGGCAAUGCCUGUCCUGCAACCUGUUCUGACCCAAAUGCUCCCUCCAAAUGCAAACGCCCCUGUGUGGAGACCUGCACCUGUAACGCAGGCUUUCUUUUGAGCGGAGGUCAGUGUGUCCCUGCUGCUAAGUGUGGUUGUAAGUAUGAGGGUCGAAACAUCCCUGCUGGGGAGUCAUUCUGGGCUGACCAGGGCUGUCGGCGGAGGUGUAAAUGCGUUGCUGGAAGCAGUCGCGUUGAGUGCCAGGAUAAAGGCUGCGGGGCAGGACAGCAGUGCCUGGUGGUGGAGGGCAUCAGAGAGUGCCAGGCAGUCUCCCACAGCACCUGCCAGGCUACAGGUGACCCCCAUUACGUGACCUUUGACAACAAGAAGUUUGACUUCCAGGGCACAUGUGUGUACCAACUGGCUGCACUCUGCUCCAAGGACCCAGAGUUGGUGCCCUUUGAAGUGCUGGUGCAGAAUGAUCACCGGGGCAACAAGGUGGUCUCCUACACCAAGCUGGUAGAGCUCAAGGUUCACUCCCUCAGCAUUGUCAUUACAAAGACACACAGGGGCCUGAUUAUGGUAAAUAAGGAGCUGGUCAACCUGCCUGUCACUCUGGAUGAUGGACGUGUAUCUGUGUUUAAGAGCGGCUGGUCUGCUGUGGUCAAAACAAACUUUGGCCUCAAAGUUUCCUUUAACUGGCAAGGCGCUGUGUUUGUAAAGCUGCCAAGCAACUACAUGGGAGCCGUUUGUGGCCUCUGUGGUAACUACAAUGGCAAACCCCAGGAUGAUCUGACCCCAAAGAAUGGUGAUAAACCCGUCUCACCAGCAGAUUUUGGCGUCAGCUGGCGAGUGGCAGAGAUCCCAGGAUGCGUGGAAGGCUGUAAAGGGGUGUGUCCGAAUUGUGACAUUACUCAGAAGGUUCAAUAUGAAAAAGACAAUUUCUGCGGUUUGUUGAGAGACCCCAAAGGACCGUUCCGUGACUGCCAUGCCAAAGUGGACCCAACUGGCUACUUUGAAGACUGCAUUUAUGAUGUUUGCUUGUAUAAGGGCAGAAAGGAUGUGCUGUGUCAGGCUAUUACAUCAUACACAUCUGCCUGCCAAGCUGUGGGGGCCAAGGUGUACAGCUGGAGAACCAGUCAUUACUGUGCGGUGAAAUGUCCAGUCCAUAGCCACUAUGAAGUUUGUGCACCCGGCUGUCCUGCCUCUUGCUUGAGUCUGAUCCCUCCGCAGGGCUGCGAGGCUCAGUGUGAGGAGGGCUGUUCCUGUGAUAAAGGGUUCAUCCUCAGUGGAGACCGCUGUGUUCCCUUCUCACAGUGCGGCUGCAUCUACAAUGGCCGCUACUACCGCAUCGGCCAAGUUUUUUAUCCCAAUGGGCAGUGUCAGGAGGAGUGCAAGUGCACACAAGAGGAUGAGGUUGUGUGCAAGAAGUUCACAUGUGGCCCUAAUGAGAAGUGUAAAGUGGAAAAUGGCGUGCAAAAAUGUCAUCCUGUUGGUAAGGGUGUGUGCCAUGCCUCUGGUGACCCCCAUUAUCGCUCUUUUGAUGGACGAACAUUUGAUUUCCAGGGCACGUGCACCUACACACUCUCCAAGAGCUGCGGGCUGGAAGGCACCCACCUGAAGGCCUUCAAUGUGCAGGUGGAGAACGUGCGGUGGAACAAGAUCAUGAACAACAAAAUGGUGGCUGUCACCAAGUUGGUAGCUGUGGAAGUCUACGGCUUCACUCUCGUCAUGAGGAACAACAUGUUUGGAGUCCUGGUAAAUGAAGUGUUUAACUACCUUCCUGUGAAUCUUAAUGACGGAGCAGUGCUGGUCUAUCAAGAAGGCUUGCGGUUUUCUAUUACAACAGAUUUCGGACUGAUUGUCACCUAUGAUCUGGUCUAUCACGUGACUGUCACAGUGCCUGCGAACUACCGUGGUAAGGUCUGUGGACUGUGUGGCAACUUUAAUGGUGAACAAAAAGAUGACUUCCAAAUGCCAAACCGUAAGCCUUCCAACAAUGUGAAUAUGUUUGGAAAAUCAUGGAAGGUGACCAUUCCUAAUGUGGUGUGUGAGAAUGGCUGCGAAGGGAAAAACUGUCCUGUAUGUGACGCAGCUCAAAAGGCGGUGUUUUCAAAGUCCACUUACUGCGGCAUUGUUACAGCCCCCAACGGUCCUUUUGCAGCCUGCCACAGUAAACUGGACCCACAGCCCUACUUUGCUGACUGUGUGUUUGAUGUGUGUGCUUCCAACGGCGAUGGGAAGGUGCUGUGUAACAGCAUAGCAGCCUACGCCUUCAGCUGUCACAUGGCAGGCGUGGACGUCAAAAACUGGAGGACAGCUUCCUUCUGUCCCAUGAAAUGCCCAGCCAACAGUCACUAUGAGGUGUGUGCCGACGCCUGCUCUUCAUCCUGCGCAGGCCUCACAGAGAUUGUCCAGUGCUCCAGCAGCUGUACAGAGGGCUGUGAAUGUGAUGCUGGCUUCUUAUUCAAUGGACAUGUGUGUGUUCAAGAGACAGAGUGUGGCUGCUAUGACAAUGGAAGAACGUACAAGCCUGGUGAAGUGGUGUAUGAAGAAGACUGUAACACAAAGUGCACCUGCAAUCCAGCGACAGGCAUCGUCUGUGAAAAGCAUUCCUGCCCCCAAAGCACCAAAUGCAUGGUCAAGAAAGGAAUCAGGGCAUGCUACAACACAGAUCCCUGCAUAGAUGCCAAGUGUCGAGUCAAAGAGAAAUGCCGUGUUAAGAAGGGGGAAGCUGUGUGUGUCCCCGAGUACACAGGCACAUGCUGGGCUUGGGGGGACCCCCACUACCACACAUUUGAUGGUUUUAACUUUAACUUCCAAGGCACCUGCAAGUACGUCAUCUCCAAGACCUGCGGGAAGCUGGAUGGUUUAGUGCCGUUCUCGGUCACUGAGAGGAAUGAUAAUCGUGGGAACACUGCAGUUUCUUUUGUCAGGGAAGUUGAUGUUUCUGUGUAUGGGUACAACAUCACCCUCCGCAAGAACCAAGUUGGUCGGGUCACGGUGGAUGGGGAACUGCUGAACCUUCCUGUACAACUGGGUGAGGGACAGGGCGAGGUGUCAGUGUUUCAGCGUGGUCACUCUGCAGUGGUGGAGACAGACUCUGGCUUGUCCGUGUCCUACGACUGGAACUGGGAGCUGGUCAUCAAACUGCCCAGCAGUUACUACGCCAGUGUCUGUGGUCUGUGUGGCAACUUCAACGGUAAUAACCGUGAUGAGCUCCAGAAUCCAGCCGGCAAAGCUGUCUCCUCAGUGAAAGAGUGGGGUAAGAGCUGGCAAACUCAAGACAAGGACAAGAAGCAUCCCUGCUUGGACACGUGUGAGAAAAACUGUCCUACAUGUGACAGCAACCAGAAAAAGAUCUAUGAGACUGAAGCUUUCUGUGGGGGCCUUGUAGUCAAAACCAAUAACUUGUUUAAGCCAUGUCAUGGUAAAUUGGACCCCCAGGUCUUCAUGAACAACUGUGUGUAUGAUAUGUGUUUGAAUAAGGGAGACAAAAAGAUGCUGUGCCAGGCCUUGGCCUCCUACAGUCAGCAGUGUCGUGGGGAAGGAAUAAUUAUCAAGGACUGGAGGAAAACGUUUGGCUGCCCGAUGAGCUGUCAGCGUCACAGCCACUAUGAAAACUGUGCCAGCCCAUGCCAGCCAUCCUGCCCAUUCCCUGAUCAAAAGUCGAGCUGCACUGGUGCCUGUGUGGAGGCCUGUGUCUGUGAUAAGGGUUAUGUCCUCAGCGCUGGCGUCUGUGUGCCUGCUAAAAGUUGUGGUUGCUCCUAUCAGGGCCGUUACUACAAGCCAGGGCAGCACUUUUGGGCUGAUGAGGCUUGCGGUCGCCUAUGUGAGUGUGAUACGACCCUGGGCAUGGUGACAUGCCAUGAGGCUUCCUGCUCUGCCAAGGAGACGUGCUCUGUAGUGGAUGGAGAGCGGACCUGCCGACCCAUCAGUCAUGCCACAUGCACAGCCUCAGGUGACCCGCACUAUUUGACUUUUGAUGGCCGCCGGUUUGACUUCCAGGGCACAUGUGUAUAUCAGCUGGUGGGACUGUGCUCGCAGCAGCUGGGGCUCGUGCCGUUCAAGGUGACUGUGCAGAACGACCACCGGGGAAGCAAGGCCGUGUCCUACACAAGGACUGUCACAUUUUCCAUAUAUGGCAUCACCCUCACCAUCAGCAGAGAAUAUCCCUACAAAGUCCUGCUCAAUGGGCAGCUCGCUUCGUUACCAUUAGAUUACAAUAAUGAGCUGGUCGUGUUUCUUAGUGGCGGGACAGCUGUAGUGGAGACAAACUCUGGUAUCACAGCAACCUUUGACUGGAGGAGCAAAGUGAGUGUUUCUCUGCCCAUCAACUACCAGGGCGCAGUCUGUGGCCUGUGCGGCAACUACAAUGGCAAAGCUCAGGAUGACCUGACCAUGCGGAAUGGCCAGACCAGCAAAAAUGGAGCGGAGCUGGGGGAGAGCUGGCAGGUGGCCCUGGUGCCAGGCUGCUCAUCAGUCUGCCAGGGGGCAUGGUGCCAGGCCUGCUCCGACUCCCACAGGAAAAAGUACCAAGCCCAGAAAUACUGUGGUAUAAUCGCUGACCAGGCAGGGCCUUUCAGAGAUUGUCACAGUCGUGUAGAACCUGCUCCUUACCUAGAGGACUGUGUGUAUGAUGCCUGUCAGUAUCAGGGCCACCCAGGCUCAGUUUGUGAUGCUGUGGGAUUCUAUGUCUCUGCCUGUCAGAGCCAAGGAAUCACCAUCCGCUCCUGGAGAACAGAUGCCUUCUGUCCAAUGGUUUGUCCAGCUAACAGCCAUUACACCCUGUGUGCCAUGGGCUGCCCUGCCACCUGUGCCAGUUUAACCUCCCUCACCACCUGCCGCAGGGCCUGCGCAGAGGCCUGCGAGUGUGACGAAGGCUACCUGCAGAGUGGGGAUACCUGCGUGCCUGUGAGAGACUGUGGCUGCUCCUAUGAUGGCCAGUACUACAGGAAAGGAGACGUAUUCUACCCUGAAACAGAGUGUGUGGAGCAAUGUGUCUGUGGAGAGAAUGGAGCGGUGUCUUGCCAAAAGGCCAAGUGCCGUGCAGGGCAGACCUGUAAGCUUGUAAGCGGAGUGAAAGGCUGCCACCCUGAGGGGCUGGGCAAGUGUGUGGCUUCCGGUGACCCUCAUUACAUUUCCUUUGAUGGAAAGAGGUUUGAUUUCCAGGGUACCUGUGUCUACAUGUUGGCUAAGGUUUGUGACGAUGACAAUGGCCAGCUGACGCCAUUCAGCGUAACUCAGGGGAAUGAGAAGUAUGGAAAUGGAAAAGUGGCCGUUACCAAGUCUGUUGCAGUGACAGUCUAUGGUUAUGUCAUUUACAUCCAACAGAAAGUGCCAUGGAAAGUUACUGUGGAUGAUGAAGUCCUAAACCUUCCUCUCUACCUGGACAAUGGGCAUCUCAGUGUCACUCAGGAGGGUCGCAACAUAAUAGUCCGCACAGACUUUGGACUGACAGUCCUGUAUGACACUGUCUAUUAUGUUGAGGUGAUCGUGCCUUCUACAUACCAGGGAAAGAUGUGUGGUCUUUGCGGCAACUACAACAAAAACAAAGGUGAUGACUUCAGACUUCCUGGUGGCAAACAAACAAACAGCGUUGAUGACUUUGGAAAGUCAUGGGUGGUGGACAUGCCAGGCAAUCUGUGUGGGGGCUGUGGAGGCCAGUGCCCAGUAUGUGAGCAGACCAAGGCCACAUUGUAUGAAAAAUCUGACUCUUGUGGCUUCAUGAGUGCACCUGAUGGUCCUUUUAAAGCCUGCCACAGUAAGAUUGACCCAGCGGGAUAUGUGUCUAAUUGUGUAUUUGAUGUUUGUGCUAUGGGUGGCAACAAAGAUAAUUUAUGCAACAGUAUCCAGGCCUAUGCUUUGGCCUGCCAGAGCAAAGGAGUGAAAAUCCAGCCAUGGAGACGCAGCUCCUUCUGCCCUGCUUCCUGCCCUGCACACAGUCACUAUGAGGUGUGUGCCGACACCUGUGAUGGGUCCUGUGCCAGCUUUAUUUACCCGUUUACUUGUUAUGAAAGCUGCUUUGAAGGAUGCCAAUGUGACGCCGGCUUUGUUUUUGAUGGCAUGCAAUGUGUUCCCUUGGACAACUGUGGAUGUGUGCACAAUGGCAGAUAUCUCACGGUGGGCCAAGCUGUUGUGGACAAAGCCUGUACGUCCAAGUGUGUUUGCCAGGCCUCUGGGGUGGUGAACUGUGAGAAGCUGUCCUGUGCCAGUGGAGAGGUUUGUGGUAUAAGAGAUGGAGUCAUGGGUUGCCACGUCAAACAGGGCCACUGCAGCAUCAGCCAAGUUGGCUUCCUCACCUCCUUUGAUUCCAUGUCUGGAGCGAUAGGAGCUCAAGGGGCUUUUGAAAUGGCUGCUCUGUGCGACGAGAUCGACGAGCUGUGGUUCCGUGUGGUUGUGGACGCCAGGGUCUGUAGCAAGGGUGCAUCUCCUGCUGUCGCCACCUUGUAUGUGUUCUUUAAGGAAACAGCUGUUGCAGUAAACAGCCAACAUGUGACCUGGGUAAAUGGCAGGAAAGUGUCUCUUCCCAGCAAAGUGACGAGUGACAUAUCUGUCCACAUCUCAGAGAAGACUGUGAUCAUUGAGAGGGCAUCUGCUGUACGGCUCACCUACUCACUUUCACAGGAGGUCACAGUCAUUAUUGACAGUAGCCUGUCUGGUAAAAUGUGCGGCGCCUGUGGCAAAUACAACAACAACAACAACUCCAAAGAUGAUAUGAGAACUGCAGAUGGGAAAAUCACCACUGAUGUGUCUGUUGUUGUUGGCUCCUGGAGCGCUGGGGACUUUUCUAGAUGUGGUCUGUAGAGAUGUUGGUUCUGCGUUGAUGGAAAGCAUCUUGUUUAAAGGAUGAAGAAUUUUGAUGAAGUCCUUUGGUGAAGGUUUCUUGUUUUAAGCCGGUUUAACUCAUCAUACUUCAAUACUUCCCUUUUAUUCAUGAAAUUAUUGUGGUUGUUUACUGGUCGUCUGCUCCUCUAUUGUUCGGUUUGGGGUAGAAUAUUUUUUGUUGAAUCCUGACCAACAUCUCCAUCUAGCGGAAAAGGAAAUUAUAGCAUCUAUUUUCCAUAGAACAACCUGGAGCAACUGUCUUUUUAAACUGUCCUUUCCUUGUUUUAAAAAAUGUGUUUUAUUAAUCAAUAAAUACAUUUUCAUUACACUG
Molecule: messenger RNA, 9327 nt
Organism: Eleginops maclovinus (Patagonian blennie)
Lineage: Eukaryota; Metazoa; Chordata; Actinopteri; Perciformes; Eleginopidae
Product: IgGFc-binding protein
Exons: 21
Coding region: 30-8975 (2981 amino acids)
Molecular function (GO): protein binding
Source: RefSeq, a predicted model, not a curated record